AUGAUGAAAAGAGAAAGAGGAGGAGAGGAGGAGAAUAAGGACAUAACAAUCAUGGCCAACUAUUUGAUGCUAUUAUCGAGCGCCGGGCAACGAGCCGACUCUAGUACCACAAAUCGAGUAUUCACGUGCAAAACGUGCAAUCGGAAGUUCACGUCCUUUCAAGCCUUAGGCGGCCACCGAGCAAGCCACAAAAAACCGAGACUCUUGGAAGGUGGGGCCCACGUGCUUCAUAUUCCACCGCCAUCUCCGCCAAAGCCGAAGACCCACGAGUGCUCGAUUUGUGGGCUCGAUUUCCCGUUGGGCCAAGCGCUCGGGGGCCACAUGAGGAGACACCGGACGAGCCCUAAUAAUGCCGGUGAAGCUCACUUUGUGAAGAAAUUAGUAAUGGCGAAUAACAACAAGAGGGUUUUGUGCCUGGAUUUGAACUUGACUCCAUUGGAGAACAAGUUUGUUUUUGGCAAGGUUGAUUCGUUUUGCUGGUGA
Molecule: messenger RNA, 483 nt
Organism: Striga asiatica
Lineage: Eukaryota; Viridiplantae; Streptophyta; Magnoliopsida; Lamiales; Orobanchaceae
Source: the annotation of a GenBank genome assembly